AUGCCUCUCGUUGUCUACAAACAAUCGAAACGAACUCACGCCGUCCUCCCCGUCGCCCUAACAACAACCAACUCCCUAAUCAUAACCCUCAUUUACCUCCAAUUCCUCUACUUGGUCUCCUACAUCGCCCGGCCUUUCUGCUCCUCCGCACAAGAGUUUCCUCCAUUUAAAUAUCAAAUCGAGCGAACAGAGAAACGAGUGAUCGACCUCAUCUUUAGCAUAGUCCCCUUCUCAAACUACCGUUCACCAAACCCAUCGACAAUCCUCCAACACCAGCCACUGAGCCAACGGUCCAACUCGGGCGGCGCAUAUCCAUCCACCUCACGACUCACAAUCGAUGGCGUCCCAAACAUGCCCCAACCACCCUCAACAGCUUUCACAACUCCUCCAAUCAUGCCACAAUGCUACCCCGAAACAGCAAUAGAGCGCAUGCCCUCGCGCCAAUCUAUAGACCCUAAGCUCGGAGUCGGGGCCCCAAUCAACAAGCCCAGCGCAGUAGCGGACCGGUAUGCGAAAACGGACGUUCCCAUAUACGAGAUAGCAGUGAAGCGAAUUUCACCCCCAAAUCGCACGCGCGUGUCCGUACCGGGAAUCACAGACAAAGGAAAGGGCACCAAUCCUGUCCAAGCAAGCUCAACACCUGCACUCUUACUUGCGCAGCACUCGAUUCACUCAGUCCAUGAACACAAAUUCGGCGCUAGCGUUGAAGAGCGCAGCGAGGACGGGAGUGAGCAUUUAUUGCCCCUGCAUCAGGUGCACCAUAACACUGAGAUACUGGACCUUGCUACGCCUUCGGGUUCGAUGACUCAUAUUCCUAAUUUGGAAUUACAUGUUGGACGGAAGUCUCCCGUUGCGUCGCUGGGGUCGUUGAAUUCGCUUGUUGGGCCGGUUGAUCCUAUAUCGGCUUUGCAGUCCAUGUCGUCUGGGAGUAGCGAGGAGGGUUCGGGGGUUCGAAUGGAUCGUGGGACGAAGUGUCAUUCUACCGAGAGUUAUCCUGGCAAGUUCCCUGUUAGUGAGGGAGUUGAGUUUAGUGGGCUUGCGACGGCAGAGUAUGCUUUUCGGGAGAAGGGGACUACGACUGUGAGGCCUUUUUCUGAUUAUUGA
Messenger RNA from Penicillium pulvis, 1104 nucleotides. RefSeq lists its product as uncharacterized. Bases 1 to 1104 code for a protein of 367 amino acids. The record is from RefSeq and is a predicted model, not a curated record. Lineage: Eukaryota; Fungi; Ascomycota; Eurotiomycetes; Eurotiales; Aspergillaceae. The transcript has a single exon.